AUUCGCUUUAAAAUUCCCCUCACAAACAUCGCCUUCCUGCUUUCCGCUUCUCCUGCUCCAUCUGCGACACCCAGCUGCUUCUACUUGACGCGCUUUCUUCAUAUUCACGUCUUUCUUUUCUCUUCUACAUCUUGCAUGCCCACCGCAUAUAUUCUAACGAAUGUCACAACAGCAUAGUACCCCAGCUACGCCUCUGCCCCCCUCGCGCGGCGGCGAAUCUCCCAUCGGCCGGCCAUCCUUCUCUCCUCAGCCCCGUCCAUCCGAUGGCUCAGAAGGCUACCCGUCGUGGCUUCCCAAACGUCCACCUCCGCCAGCACCUGCGUCCACCCUCCACUCGGUCGCCCAUGGUAUGUACGACUCUCCUGAGCCGGAGCCGACAUAUACUAUAGGCCGAAAACCGACCCCACGAUCGGUCCGCAUGGUCAACCUUCCCACCGAUACUGGUCUGCACGGCGAUCGACGCGAGCCCACUGACCAGACCCGCGUCCCGAGCAACCCGCGUCACUCUCGCGUCUGGUCCCGCAUCACCUCCGCCGGCCGCUCCCCCACCCUCGCGUCCGCGCUGCACGCUCAAGAACGCCUGCCGCGCCCCCGCCUCCGCGCCGUCGGCCUUCAUCCGGAGCUCGUUCGCAAUCCGUCUAUUCUUGCGCACAUAUAUUUUUAUUUGCUUCCACUCUUCACCUUCUACCACGUUCCCCUGCAGACCUUCUUCGACUUCAAUGCUGUAUUUAUAUUACUAGAGGUGGCCAAGUACCCCAAUCCUUCCGCUCCCGGCGUCCCUGGCUCAGGCAAGAACUGGGCACUCGGUGCUGCUGCCUAUAUCGCAAGCUGGGCUGUAUGGAUCUUCAUUGUUACGAUUAUGUACGAAGUCAUAUACUCCUUCUACCGUAGAUGGCGCGUCAAGCGUCCCCUUCUCGUGCCGCUGUACUUAUCGACAUCCGCUUUCAACCUGGCUUCGAUGACAUCCUACAGCCACUUCAGCCUCAUGCAGCACAUCCGCUGGUCUGCCUUUUUCGGUGAAAGUGGCAGCAUUCGGGACGGUCUCGCGGAGACUUUUUGGUGGUACUCCCAGAACCUUCCCACCGUCGCACUCCUCCUGCCCCGGGCGGGCCUCUGCCUCGCGCUCUUGUUCGCAUUCUCGUUUCCCAACCCAGAGUACGUCAGCCUGCUCGAUGCGGGCGCGUCAAACCGCGACGAUACGUACUUCCGUUCGUCAGAUGGCACGUUGACGGAUUACUCGCGCGGCGUUUUGAUCGCUAAUGCUGCCUGGGCGGCAUGGCGUAUUCUGCUAUUGAUCUUGAGCUGGUUCGGUCUGUGGGUCGUCAGUGGACACGGUUGCGCAGGGCUCUGUGGGCCCCGUAACCGCUGGGAGGAGGAAGAUGCGGAGAAGACCGUUUCGAUAUAUGGUGAUAACUACUCAUUCACCAACGCGUUCGAUGCACUCCCUUGGGACUGGCGCGCGGGUACUCGUUUGCGCGUCCAGCACGCGUACGAGUUUUGCCUCACCACCAAGCCGGGUCAGCGAUGGAGUUCGGCUAAGAAGGAGGAGCCCGACAUGCGCGAGCUGUUGGGUGUCGAGACCACCCCGGCCUUCGACACUGAUCAGAUUAUGGCCGCCGUUUACCCUCAGCAGUCACAUCCGCGUCGGCCUACUCUCAGUGAAGACUUGUUCCAGCGCCCACCAAAGGCCGAAGGCAUACCGGCGACUCCAUCGCCUGACAUUGUUCCGCCGAAGUUGGCUAAACGGAGGUCGAGGGAUCGGGAGGAGAUCCUGUCGGCAGUGUACCCCUUCACUGCCCAUGGCGCUCAGAUCUCAUCAAAGGAUGGGAUACCGUUCCCGCCAUCUCCAUCGUCUCGCAAGGAGAAGCAGUCGAUCAAGUCUCCGUCGCCCAGGAAGUCCCAUUCUAUUUCGGAGUUCGGAGAAAUCUCGGGCCUAGAGGCCGAGGAAGAGGGUGACAUUGUCGACGAGGAAGCAUUUGCGAGCAGCGAUGCCCAUCCCCGUACCUCUGGCUCUUUGUCGAGUCUCGGCCACCCCAUCGCAUCGCGUUAUCCUUUCCAGUUCCGCUGGCCAAAUCGUGGUGGUACCUCAUCUUCGUCCUCUCGGGGCGGUCACACCCACACGCAUAGCACCGAUAACGCGUUCAGCACGGUGUCCUCGAACUCACGCUCAGCGCCAUCGCGUGCAACGCAGAGCACCGGGAAUGCCGAGACAUCGUCCAAUGGCCCAUCACAUGGGCACAGCACGUCGAUGUCGUCGUCGAGCUACGGAAACCCCAUUCCGAUGCCGCCUCGGCAUCCGACGGCAGGACGCGGGCGGGCAAGGGCGGGCACUGUCCCUACUACGUCUCCCAUGUCUUCUUCGUCCGCUGUAGUCUACACCGGCACUGUGCUUCACGGCCGCAUUCGCACCGAUAGCGACCCUACGGACGACAGCCAUGGUCCCUACGGGCCGUACGGCUCCUAUUCGGACGCCGAAGAGGAAGAGGAGGGAAUAGGCGAAGACGAGAUGGAGAUGAUGGAGCAGCCAAUCCCUGAAGGACCUCAGGAAGCUGCUGAGGGCGAAGACAGUGUGGGCCUCUUGCGCGUCAACUCGCGCAGCCCGCGUGGCUCGCUCGUGAGCAGCGGCCGGAGCCGUCGUCGCCGUGCUCGCACCAGUUCGAUGUCCAACUCUGGGUCUGGUUCUGGUUCCAACUCGAAGUCGGGAUCGGGAUCCAAUUCACGGACGAGCUCGCAUUCCAGGCCCUCUCUCCCUCCACGGUCACGCGCGGGCUCCGCAGUCCGCUCGAGGACGCAGUCGCUCAUCCAGAGCCUCGGCGCGGCCUCGCGGUCUUCUGUAGAUGUCGUGCAGGCGAUUCGGGAACGGGCACGGACCAAUUCUUCGAGGGCACGGCUAGAAGACGACUACGUCUACUCGUCGGACGCGCCGACGCGCGGCACGCACUCGCGGAGUGGCUCCGAUGCGCUCUCGAGCGGGCAGGAGAACUACACGUUUGGCAGACCGAUGCUCCCCGAGCUCCGGGGCCCGUAUCCCGAGCGGAGGCUGCGGGAGGUGAAGAGCGAUCUAUCGGGCAGUGUCGCCGAGUCCAGAGGGACGCGGAGACACACGGAUAGCCUCGUGUCGGAGGCGCCGUCGCAGGCCACGCAGAUUUCACAGGCAGCCACUGAGCACCCGCCGCCGCGUCCGCCGCGCUCACCAAAGCGACUCAGCGCGGGUGCAGGUGCCAUCCCGAUUCCCGGUAAGGCGGACAGCGCGGGCAGCAGCAAGGUGGACGUGAGCACGGCGCCUGCGUCGUUCGUCACCGGGUCUGCCACUAUCGCUGGCAGCUCUGAUACGGGCGAGCAUGCUGCUCACCCGGAGCACUGGGCAGACACUAGCCACAUGAUACAUAGAGAUCAUCAUGGACCUGGCCCGGUGUGAUCGCCUGACUCUUUCUACUUUACAUUGUUUGCUUUUUCUUCUCUUGGACGCUACGAACCGAUACGACACAUGUAUCUAUCGUCGUCGAGCCGCCGCCGUUUUUGCUGGGCUGGUUGGGUGGUUCUGACGACUAUUGUUGACUUAUGAGUAUACUUGCAUCAUUGCUUUCGCGCUAAAACUUCUGCAUGAACACUGAGUUAUUUGUUGCAUAUUGUUCUCACUCUUGGUUCGUCAUGUCGCUUGUCUCACGUUCUCCCUUCCCGUUCCGAGUCACUUGCCUCCCUCUUCG
Molecule: messenger RNA, 3707 nt
Organism: Coniophora puteana RWD-64-598 SS2
Lineage: Eukaryota; Fungi; Basidiomycota; Agaricomycetes; Boletales; Coniophoraceae
Exons: 4
Coding region: 161-3418 (1085 amino acids)
Source: RefSeq, a predicted model, not a curated record